Rhodotorula graminis WP1 is the source of this 3166-nucleotide messenger RNA. RefSeq lists its product as uncharacterized. NCBI's taxonomy places the organism in Eukaryota, Fungi, Basidiomycota, Microbotryomycetes, Sporidiobolales, Sporidiobolaceae. Bases 172 to 3075 code for a protein of 967 amino acids. The record is from RefSeq and is a predicted model, not a curated record. Gene Ontology annotation, molecular function: valine-tRNA ligase activity; aminoacyl-tRNA deacylase activity; ATP binding. Gene Ontology annotation, cellular component: cytosol. The transcript is spliced from 14 exons. Gene Ontology annotation, biological process: valyl-tRNA aminoacylation.
GCCGCCAAGAAGGCCCUCAAGCAGCAGCAGAAGCCCGCACCGCCAAAGCCCGCUGCCGCCGACGGCGCCGCAAAGCCCGCCAAGAAGGACAAGGUCAAGAAGGACGAUGCGCCCGAGGAGCCGCCUUACGUCGACGUGCCCGCCGGCGACAAGAAGGACCUGUCCAACCCCAUGGCGGCCGGCUACAACCCGGACGUCGUCGAAAAGGCGUGGUACUCGUGGUGGCGCCAGUGCAGCUUCUUCGUCCCCGCCCUCGACUGGUCCAAGGUCAACCCGGACAAGGUGUUUGUCAUCCCGGCGCCGCCGCCCAACGUGACGGGCAGCCUCCACAUCGGCCACGCCCUCGCCUUUGGCCUCCAGGACACGCUCAUCCGCUGGCGCGUCCUCCUGCACCGCAUGCGUGGCUACACGACCCUGUUCGUCCCCGGGUACGACCACGCCGGCAUCUCGACCCAGUCGGUCGUCGAGAAGCGCCUCGCCAAGCUCGAGGGCCUGUCGCGCCACGAUCUCGGUCGCGAAAAGUUCCUCGAGCGCUGCAUGGCCUGGAAGGAGGAGUACCAGUCGCGCAUCACGAACCAGAUCCAGCGCCUCGGUGUCUCGUGUGACUGGGACCGCGUCGCCUUCACGAUGAACCCGGCCCUGUCGAAGGCCGUCGCCGAGACGUUCGUCCGCCUGCACGACGACGGCAUCAUCUACCGCGCCAACCGCCUCGUCAACUGGUGCGUCGCCAUGAACACGACCCUCAGCAACCUCGAGGUCGACCAGAAGGUCCUCACCGGCCGCACCAUGCUCAACGUCCCGGGCUACGACCUCAAGGACAAGUUCGAGUUUGGCGUCAUCACGUCGUUCGCCUACCCGCUCGAGGGCUCGGACGACAAGAUCGUCAUCGCGACGACCCGUCCUGAGACGAUUCUCGGCGACACGGCCAUCGCCGUUCACCCGGACGACGAGCGCUACAAGCACCUGCACGGCAAGUUCGCCAUCCACCCGUUCCUCGGCCGCCGCAUCCCCAUCAUCACCGACUCGAUCGCGGUCGACAUGUCGUUCGGCACGGGCGCUGUCAAGAUGACGCCGGCGCACGACCCGAACGACUACGAGGUCGGCAUGCGGCACCAGCUCGAGUUCAUCAACAUCCUCAACGACGACGGCACGCUCAACAGCAACGCCGGCCCCGAGUUCGAGGGCAUGAAGCGCUUCCACGCGCGCGUCAAGGUCGUCGAGGACAUGAAGAAGAAGGGCCUCUACGUCGGCGACGCCGAGAACCCGAUGAGCAUCCCCGUGUGCGCCAAGAGCGGCGACUUUAUCGAGUCGGUCAUGAAGCCCCAGUGGUGGGUCAGCUGCAAGUCGCUCGCCGAGAAGGCCAUCGAGCGCACCCGUGCCGGCGAGCUCAAGAUCCGCCCGGCGACGUCCGAGGGCGACUGGUACCGGUGGCUCGAGGGCAUCCAGGACUGGUGCAUCUCGCGCCAGCUGUGGUGGGGACACCGUGCGCCGGCCUACUUUGUCAAGAUCGAGGGCGAGGAGCAGGACUCGAACGACUUCUGGGUCACGGGCCGCAACGCCGACGAGGCGCACGAGCGCGCCGUCGCCAAGUUCCCGGGCAAGAAGUUCACGCUCGAGCAGGACGACGACGUGCUCGACACGUGGUUCUCGUCGGGCCUGUGGCCGUUCUCGAUCCAGGGCUGGCCCGAGCAGACGCCCGACCUCAAGCACUUCUACCCGUCGAGCCUGCUCGAGACGGGCUGGGACAUCCUCUUCUUCUGGGUCGCCCGCAUGGUCCUCCUCGGCAUCUACCUGACCGGCCAGGUCCCGUUCAACGAGGUCUUCUGCCACGCCAUGAUCCGCGACGCGCACGGCCGCAAGAUGUCCAAGUCGCUCGGCAACGUCAUCGACCCGAUCGACGUCAUCGAGGGCGCGACGCUCGAGGCGCUGCACGCCCAGCUGCGCAUGGGCAACCUCGCCGCCAAGGAGGUCGAGCUCGCCGAGAAGGGCCAGAAGAAGGACUUCCCGAGCGGGAUCCCGCAGUGCGGCACCGACGCGCUCCGGUUCGCGCUCGCCAACUACUCGUCGACCGGUCGCGACAUCAACCUCGAGAUCCUGCGCGUCGAGGGCUACCGCAAGUUCUGCAACAAGCUGUGGAACGCGACGCGGUUCGCCAUGCUCAAGCUCGAGGGCGACUUUGUCCCGACCGCCUCGGAGAAGCCGACUGGCGACGAGUCGCUCGUCGAGAAGUGGAUCCUGCACAAGCUCGACCUCGCGAGCGACAAGGUCAACCACGCGCUCGAGGACCGCAACUUUAUGCAGGCGACGAGCGAGGCCUACUCGUUCUGGUUGUACGAGAUUUGCGACGUCUACAUCGAGGCGAUCAAGCUCACGACCGACCCGGCCGCGCCCGACGCCAAGGCGCGUCGCUCGGCGCAGAACACGCUCUACACGGUCCUCGACAACGGCCUGCGCAUGCUGCACCCGUUCAUGCCGUUCGUCACCGAGGAGCUGUGGCAGCGCCUGCCCCGGCGCCCGACCGACCAGACCAAGUCGAUCAUGCUCGCCCGGUUCCCCGAGAAGAAGCCCGAGCGCGACUUUGCGCAGGAGGAGAAGGAGUUUGACCUGGCGUUCGGCGCGGUCCGAGCGAGCAGGAGCAUCUCGACGAGCUACGGCAUCAACUCGAAGCUGCAGGUCUUCUUCCUCGCGCGCACGCCCGCACUCGCCGCGACCCUGCGCGCCAACACGGACGCGCUCAGCGUCCUCAUCAAGGGCUGCGCCGCGUUCCGCAUCGUCGAGAGCGAGGACGAGCUCCCCGAGGGCUGUGUCGGCGAGACGGUCAGCUCGGAGCUGAGCGCGUUCCUCCUCCUCAAGGGAGUCAUCGACGCCGAGGCCGAGAUCGCCAAGUCGCAGAAGCGGCUCGCGUUCGCGCAGCAGGCGCUCGACAAGCUCGAGAAGCAGCGUGCGGCGCCGACCUACGCCGACAAGCGGCCCGCCGACGUGCAGCAGCGGGAGGGCCAGAAGGUCGACGAGUGGAAGAGCGAGAUUGGCGAGCUCGAGAAGGCGAUCGCCAAGUUUGAGCAGCUCAAGGUGUGAGUGAGCGCGCGCGAGGGAGCGAGGUGGGAGGGUGGCGAGGCGACGUAGAGCUGGCGGUCUGGAGCCGUGCAACGCUCUCAUUCUCUCUUCU